CGCCUCCGUUGCCCCUAGCGGCUGUUUGUUGACUUCCGGGGACGCGAUAGUCGCCGAUGUCCGGGGUGUCGCUAUGGCGGCCCGGGGGGCUUCCGCGGCCCGUUUCGGGACUGAGGCGCUGCCAUAGGACCCACCGAGUAGCCCCCGCCACCUUUCCGGUUCAGGCCCAGGUUCCCCGCACCACCCUCGGCAUGGGGGAACCCGAGGAGGUGGUGCCCGGUUCGGGUGCUGUGUUUACAUUUGGAAAAACUAAAUUUGCUGAAAAUAUUCCCAGCAAAUUUUGGUUUAAAAAUGAUAUACCUGCAUUUCUUUCAUGUGGAGAUGAACAUACUGCUAUUGUUACAGGAAAUAAUAAACUUUACAUGUUUGGCAGUAACAACUGGGGCCAGUUAGGAUUAGGAUCAAAGUCAACUGUUAACAAGCCAACAUGUGUCAAAGCUUUAAAACCUGAAAAAGUGAAAUUUGCAGCCUGUGGACGGAACCACACCCUAGUUUCAACAGAAGGAGGCAAAGUAUACGCAUCUGGAGGAAAUAAUGAAGGACAGCUGGGACUUGGUGACACUGACGAGAGAAACUCUUUUCACCUAAUUAGUUUUUUUACUUCCCAGCGUAAGAUUAAACAGCUUUCUGCUGGAUCCAAUACUUCAGCUGCACUAACUGAGGACGGAGAGCUUUUUAUGUGGGGUGACAAUUCUGAAGGGCAAAUUGGUUUAAAAAAUAUAACUAAUGUGUGUGUCCCUCAACAAGUGACCGUUGGGAAACCUAUCUCCUGGAUCUCUUGUGGAUAUUACCAUUCAGCUUUUGUAACAACGGAGGGAGAACUGUAUACAUUUGGAGAACCAGAGAGUGGAAAGUUAGGUCUUCCCAAACAGCUGCUGGUCAAUCACAGAAUGCCCCAGUCGGUGCCUGGAAUUCCUGAGAAGGUGGUGCAAGUAGCUUGUGGUGGAGGGCACACUGUGGUUCUCACAGAGAAAGCCGUGUAUACCUUUGGGCUGGGACAGUUUGGUCAGCUGGGUCUUGGUACCUUUCUUUUUGAAACUCCAGUACCCAAAGUCAUUGAGCAUAUUAAGGAUCUGAAAAUAAGUUCUAUUUUCUGUGGAGAAAAUCACACAGCUCUGAUAACAGAUUUAGGUCUCAUGUAUACUUUUGGAGAUGGUCGACAUGGAAAAUUAGGACUUGGAUUGGAGAAUUUUACCAAUCAGUUCACUCCCACUUUGUGCUCUAAUUUUUUGAGGUUUAUAGUUCAAUUGGUGGCUUGUGGUGGAUGCCACACACUGGUUUUUGCCACUCCACGACUCAGUGGGACAGAAGAAAUGGAGUUAGAACAAAUAAACAAUUCCUACUUCCCUGAAACACCUUCUCUGCCCAUCAGCAAUCUGAGCUCAGGAAAUGUACUGCACAGAACUCUAUCAGCACGUAUGCGGCGAAGAGAGAGGGAGAAAUCACCCGAUUCUUUUCAAAUGACACGAACACUACCUCCAAUUGAAGGGGCUUCUGUGCCACCUGUCUGCUUUUCCCCCAGCCUACUUCCUUUCUAUGUGUCUGCAAGUAAUUGGCCAGGGAGAAUGAUACUUGAAAAGGAGGACCCCGUGCAGCCAGCAGAACCAGAUUAUUUUCAGGAAAAAAUGGCCAAAGGGAAAGAGGCAGACAAUUCUUCAGCAGCAGAUUCAGAAAACCUUGGAGAAACUACUGAUGUCUUAAAUAUGACACAUAUGAUGAGCCUGAAUUCCAAUGAGAAGUCGUUAAAAUUAUCACCAAUUCAAAAACAAAAGAAACAAGAAACAAUUGAGAAACUGAAGCAGCGUACAGCUUACUCUGAAAAUGUUGAUAGUAAAGGAUUUGCAAGUGAAGAGAUGUCCAAAACAGUGAAAGAGGGGAAAGCCUAUAAACAACUUUUGGCAAAAGGAACGUACAUGAUGCAAGCAGCUCUGACUAUGGAAGCAUUUUCAGAUGAGGACGUAGGUAAUGACUCAGGCCAGCCUGGGCCUCGGCCUGACACCCGUGCAGAGGGCAUGCAAAGGGAGAUAUUUAGACGUGAAAGUAAGCAUAGUAUUUAUCCACCUGACAGUAAGGCGAUAGCAAAGUCAUGUGAUGGAGGCCAAAAACAGAACAAUCCAGACACAGAAGAAACAAUCUCUAAGAAGGAAACUGAGCUGGCGGAAAUGGCAGGUCUGAAGGCUAGGAGACAAAGUGAAGAGAAUUUAAGAAAUAUUAAUAUGUUCUUUGAUGACUUACCAAAUAGAUACGUGAAUAUUGAGGAUGAAGACAGUAAAGAUUUUGUUAAGGACAGUGAGAGGAACAAGCGAGAUAUGAUCUUUGACGGUGAAAGAGAUUCUAUAGAGGAGCCAGACUUGGAAGGCGAAAGUGCAAGUCAGCAAGGUACCACUGAUGGCUUCGAGCAGCCUGAGUCAGUAGAAUUUAGUAGUGGUGAGAAAGAGGAUGACGAAGUGGAAACCGAGCAAAACUUGUGGUAUAGCAGAAAAUUUAUCGAACAAGCACAUGAGGAAGAGAUGGAACACAUAAUGUGCAAAUUCAUGGCAAAAUAUGAUUUUAAGUGUGACCGCUUGCCAAAGAUCCCCGAAGAGCAGGAAGGAGCAGAGGAUUCAGAAGGAAGUGGCAUAGACAAGCAAGAGGUAGAGGCAAGUGAGGAAAAUGUGAAGGUGCCUGUAGGAAAACAGGAAGAAGUAGAGUUCCUGUCAGAGGACCUGACAGACAGAGCAGAGGAUCAUGGAUUUUCAGAAGAUGAAGAACUAGAGGACCUGGAUGAGGAAAUUGAUGAAUAUCCGGAAGGCAAGAAGAACAUACCAGUGGAUGAAGCCAAUGACAACUUAGUUGAAAAGGUAUUGAUUGACACCACCAAAAAGGACAAGAAAACCAACCAAGAGAAACGGGCUAUUUGUGAAUACAAUGAAAAUCCAAAAGGAAGCAUGCAUAACUGUGCAAGGAGCAGUGCUUCAGAAGUCCUGGAAGAUAGUGAAUCAACACCAAGUAAAGACAUCAAAAAAUCAAAGAAGAUUUUCCUCUUUAAAAGGAUGUCAUUGACGAGUCAGAAAAGUAUGCAGAGUAAUAAUGAGCCACUCCCAGAGAUAAAACCAAUAGGAGAUCAAAUAGCUUUUAAAAGCAGUAAGAAAGAUGCCAACCAGAACCACAUGGGGCAAAAUCAUCAGGAUACUUCACCCCCAAAUAUGGAGAGAAGGUCAAAAUCUUGUAUAAUACUAUAAAUAUAUAUUUAUGUUUCCAUGGUCACCAAGCACAUUGUAAUUUAUACUUGAAAAACAUUAUGACUUCUGAGGGAAAGUUUCUGAUAACAAACUUUUAAAGAUAUAAGUUAAUAAUAAGUUUUAUUUGGUUUGACUGUUACGACCAGUUUUGGUAUUUAUGCUAAUAUUUUUGACAAACAAUUUCAAAAUAUGUGUAUCUCAAACUCUCCUUCAAGUGUUGUGGCCUUAACUGUUCAGUGUUGCAAUAAAAGAUAUAUUUUUAUAUGUGAAGUUUAAAUUAAAACAUUUCAUAGUUUAUACUAAACAACUUCUUUAUAACUUCAUAAGGCAAUAUUUACAAUCUCAUGACACUGUAACAGUUUUUAAUGUAUUUGCAAUUUUAAAAAACUGAGUCAAAAUUGUUUUUAAUGAACAUUUUAAUAAACUAUAUCUGGUCGUUUCCACUGUUUAAAUGUAUGAGUCUGAAUAAAAUGUAGAGGGACUUGGAGUUCUCUAUCAGUUGACAGAAUGGGGGCCAGAAAAAUCUGUUUAUGUUUAAAAUAUUGUGAGACACAAACUUCAUUAACCUCCGAGUAGGGAAAAUAUCAGGGCCACUGUGUAAACAGUACGUCUUCGUGGAGAAGCUGUCGAAAUUUCUUUGCCUCCCACACUUUUCUUUAGGGAGUCGACAUGGCAUGGAAACAUGUCAGAUUCUGUGGUCUGAUCUGGAGUGUUUCACCUGCCACCGUUCGCCACCGUAGCACAGCCAAACGCAGCCGGGCUUGCUCGCUCCAGCUGCCUGUAGCACUGGAGCAAGGUUGGCUCCAUCACACAGUGCUCUGCCACAGGGAAUAAGGAGGGUAAAGCUGUUAUGUCUCCUCGGGCAGAAACAUUGCUGCCCCGUGCUCACAGGUACUGAUCAUUCAGUGGAGCAAACCACCUUCAUUUUCACCAUUAUAGCUCCUAACACAUGUAUUCUUCAAUCACAGUGACCAUCGCCCCAUUUGAGGACAGGAAAAGAAACUCCAUUCUUGUGUUUCACGCGAAGGGGUGUUAGUCUAGAGGAGAUGUGAUCUUGAAAUCUUACAAAAUAGUUUCCUGUGUAAAUAUUACCUUUAGGGGGAUUUUAAUUUUGCUGUUGCCGCUGUAGUAGUACAGUAUUACAAAAUACCUCGCCGAAAUGUGAGCUAUAGGAGCCAAGUGGAAAUACAGCUCACAGGUAGUACUGAGACAGGCCAGUUGUGGUAGGCAGAAUUCUAAGAUGGCCCCCAUGGUUCCCGUCGGUGGGUGUGCCUGCCCUGAAUACUCCUUUCCCCUUGAGUAUCAGCAGGAGCAGUGAGGAUGAUGAAAUACCACUCUUUUGCUUAGGUUCCAUUACAUGGGAAAGGUGAGACAGUUUGCAGAUGUAAUUAAAAUUCCAAAUCAGUUAACUUCUAAGCAAAAGGGAAAUAAUCCUAGAUGGGUCUGACCUAAUCAGGUGAGCCCUUUCAAAGAGGCUGUAGAGGUCAGACAUGGAAGAAGUCAGAGCAAUUCAAAGUAGUUGAGAUGCUCUCCUGUUGGCUUUGAAGAAGCAAACUGCCCUGUUACAGAGAGGGCCAUGCCCAGGGAAUGGUGGGAAGCCUCUCGGAUGUGCGGGCCUCGGUCCUCCAGCUGCAAGGCACUGAAUUCUGCAAAUAACGAGUGAGGCUGGAAGAGGAACCCAAUCCUCAGAUUAAACCAUAGCUCUGGCUGACACCUUGACUGCAGCCUUGUGAGGCCCCAAGCAGAGGACACAGGCUCAGCACUGCCCACGCUUCUGACCCAUGAAAAUUACGAGAUAAUAUAUGUAGUUUUAAUCCACUAAGUUUAUGAUAAUUUGUUACGUAGCGAUAGAAACUAAUAGCACUCUUAUUCUGACGAAAGGCCUUUCUGUAUGGUGGCUUCCUCCAUCAGACGCAGCAAAAGAGUUAAUGGAGGCUGCUAGCAAGACAGGGAUCACAGUCUUAGGUAGCAUAAUAGUGGAAGUGGUAUUUUGUCCCCUUCGACACAUUCUGUUAGAAGCGAGUCACAGGGUCUGCUCAUACUCAGGAUGACAGCGUGGAGACCAGGAGGUAAGGGUCACGGGGCCAUCUUAGAGCCUACCCACCAUACCAGUCGUCGGGCUGAUUACUGAAAAGCAUGGGACAGGUUACAGACCAGAGAAAGGGUGCAGUCAGAGCACUUGGAAGAGGUGGACAUGAGACAGGCAUAACAAACGGACGGGGUCCCCCUGCUUUCUCAGAGGCCUCAAGGCAGAUCAGACUUAAAUAAGGUGGUUGGCAGAGAAUACCAACACCAAGAGUCAGUUUUACUAGUAUGAGUAAAUACUUCAAAGCUGUCUGCCCAUGCGCUGUAAAUGCUUGUGUUAUAUUUGUUUCCUAAGCACAGUUUCAUACCUGGCUUUUACUUUGAAGAAAUACUAACCGAGCACUUCCUAUGUGGUAGAUAUCAUGCCAGAAACUAAGAACAGAGUCACAGUUACAGGGGGGUACAAGGAAGCAAAUGGGGAAUGACUGCAUUCUCAACUGGAGCUCUUAGGGCAACUGAAAAACCUGAGUUUCCUAACUGGAUGGAAAGGAGAUUAGUGGACACUAAACUUAAACAAACAAAAAACAAACUCUUAAAAAGAAGCCAGGAAAGAUCAUUGAUAGAAUGGAAUAGAAUGAUCAAUUUAUACUAGUUUCAAAAAUAAAAGGAUUUCUAUUUACUGAUAACCUUAGCUUUAAUAGAAAGUGGAAUGAUUUAUCUUAAUCCCCAGACUAUUCAUCUUCAUUAUCUUUUCUGUGAAUUCCCCUCUCCUUUAUAUAAUAAAUUUGCUUUGGCCAUUUUUACUGACCUUUUUGGGACCUGAAAAUGGAAUCUGUUGACUUGAACAUUAGGGGGUCAUUGACAUUGUUCAGAUUACUAUGGACCAACUGUUAAAUGGAUAUUAAUUUAGAAAAUGUCAAUAAUGGUAGAAUUUUUAAGGCAUCACAAAACAGCAUGCAAAUCCAUGUCAAAACAUUAGAGGGAAAAGGAAGAAUUGGUAGGCACUACGGCCCUCCUAUUUAUGAAGAAACUAUCCAGUUCUGGAAAGGUGCUUGUAUUGUUUCCUAGGGCUUCUGUAGCAAAAUACCGUUAACUGGGUAGCUUAAAACCAUAGAAAUGUACUGUCUCAGAGUUCUGGAGGCCAGACGUCUGAAAUUAAGGUGUUUGCAGGGCAUGCUUCCUCUGGAGGCACAGGGAAGUACCAGACCGCUCUCCUAACUUCGGGUUGCCUCAGACAUUCUUUGUCUUGUAGAUACAUCACUCCAAUCCUUUGUCCUCAGGCCUUCUCCUUCGGGGUCUUCACAUUGUCUUUGUUCUGUGCAUGUCUAUCUCUGUUUCCAAAUUUCCCCUUUUUAUAAGGACAGUAGUUUAGGACUUACCCUAAUGACCUCAUUUUAAUUUGACUACUUCCUUAAAGACUGUAUUGCCAGAUAAUAUCACAUUCUGAGGUCCCGGGGCUUAGGACAUUAAUGUCUUUUCCAGGAGACAGUACAACCCAUAGCAGGAAGUUUGAGAGCUACCGAUCCCACAAAAAAUCAAUUGUUUAUAGUCUCUCCUCUCGUAUUCUUACUAUGACUUUCCUAAAAUGGAAACACUCUUGCUAAAUCCUAGAUCUUUAAUGAUAAAGUAUUUUCAGUAGAGACAUUUUGUAGUGUUGAAACUUCUCUCUAAAAUACCACUAAUUACAUCAAAGCAGGAAUUGUAGCGGGGGGUUAUCUUUCCUAGGAUCCCAGACCCAGGGGGCACGUGUUCAGCAUCAAAUGAUUAUCAGAUAAAUAAUAACAUGUGCAGUCAUAGAGUUUGGAUAAGGAUUUGUUUCUUAGAAAUUUGUAUAUACAUACUGUAAGCUUGAACUCAGUUUUUUAACAUAUUUACCAUAUGGUGUAUUGCAGUAUAAUUCUACCCAUAGGCCAUUAUAAAUCCGUAGAGGGAAAAGAAAGUCUUUCCAUGAGCAGAAGAGAAUCUCUUCCAGCAGAGGUGGCGAGCACCAUCCGAAGCAUCCAAAAGGGGAAAAUUAGGCCAACUAAGUUUUAAAAUCAUCAGGGUUGGCAACAAGAAUGAGGCCCAAGUUACCAUCACAGACUUCUACUCUCAGGGACCUAAGCGGCAGUGGAAUCAGAGAUGAAAUUCAGAAUAAUUAUUUGGGGAGAGAGCCAGACUGAUUUCUUUAUCAUGCUCCUGAGUUUCAGUUAAGCAUUUUUCUGCCUGCUUUGAUUUUGCGAGACUACUGAAACUGAAAACAUUUCCAUACUCAGAAUUUCCUUUUGCCAGCAGGGCACAUGGUUUAAAGAUUUUUCAUCUGAUAGUAGUUCUUUAAGAAUCUUAGAGUAUCUUUUUUAGACAGAACUUUAAAAUGUGGUUUACUUUUUUACCUUAUAAGAAUAAGUCAAGAAGUCAAAAAAGGAGACAAACGAGAAGGUUGGAAAGUCUUCAUCUCAGGAGUGAAAGGGGAUAUUUUAUUGAAUUGAACAAACAAUGCAUUUAAACUGGGGGGUCGUGAAACUAAAGUAUUUUCAAAGGCUAACUAGGUAUGCAUGUGGGAGCUGCUGCCACUCGGUU
Messenger RNA from Ailuropoda melanoleuca (giant panda), 7805 nucleotides. Its product is annotated as sushi repeat-containing protein SRPX. The transcript has 18 exons. NCBI's taxonomy places the organism in Eukaryota, Metazoa, Chordata, Mammalia, Carnivora, Ursidae. Gene Ontology annotation, biological process: phagolysosome assembly. The record is from RefSeq and is a predicted model, not a curated record. The coding region runs from base 57 to 3221 and encodes 1054 amino acids.